AUGUCAGACCUUUCGACUUUGCUGUUUCUCCUGAUAAUGCCAGCUUUGCUGUCUGCCGAGCCAGACUGUUCCCAAAGACCAGAUGUAACUUCCCUCAAAAACUGCUGCAGACUUCCCUAUCUAAACUUGACUAGCUACAAUUCCCAAUGCGGCCAGUAUUUGGUAAAUGGGGCGCACAUAACACCUUGUAGUUUUGAAUGCAUUUUUACAGCAGCCAAGGUCCUGAAUGGCACCAGUUUGGUGGUGGAGAAUGUGGAAAAAAUGCUACUCCCCAUGUUGGACUCCCAGGAAUUCGUUCAGAUCUACGUUGACGGCUUCAAGUACUGUUCUGGCCAAGAGCAGGCCAUGGUCAAGAGCCUCAAGCGACGCCGUAUGCCCACCGUUGGCAAGUGCUCCUCGAUGGCGGUAAUGUAUGGCCUGUGUUCCCAUCGUUACGUCUACAGGAACUGCCCGGACAGUGUCUGGAGUAAGAGCUCGGGCUGCAAUGAUGCCCGGGAAUUCAGCAUCCACUGCGAGGACAAACUGACCGGUUAA
This is a messenger RNA of Drosophila bipectinata, 534 nucleotides long. It is a transcript of the gene Obp50d, whose product is annotated as Odorant-binding protein 50d. The record is from RefSeq and is a predicted model, not a curated record. Lineage: Eukaryota; Metazoa; Arthropoda; Insecta; Diptera; Drosophilidae.